Messenger RNA from Acaulospora morrowiae, 657 nucleotides. The record is from the annotation of a GenBank genome assembly. NCBI's taxonomy places the organism in Eukaryota, Fungi, Glomeromycota, Glomeromycetes, Diversisporales, Acaulosporaceae.
AUGAAUGAGCGUACAUUUUCGAACUCAGAUUUAGUCACCUCUAUCACUUUCAUUGGCGCAUCCGAUGCUAAAAUUGUGUUUAAAGAGUUUGUAACCCUUUGGUGGAGAUCUCUAUCCAGCUGUGAUAAUUGGAGUUUUCUCUCCUUGGAAUUUGCAAACAAGAGAAGAAGAAUUGUUAGAAAGGAAAUAAGAAUCAAACUUUUUCUUGAGACUAUCUUGUGGUUCGAGCCUAUUGAAACUCAACAAAAACGCGAUUUUUUAUGGACGCGUUCAGAAGUCGUGUUCACACAAGCACUGUGGACUAGCUGUUAUUCGUUGGUUGACGAGUCACCCCGAGAUGUCAUCGAAAGGCCCGACCGUAUCAGCUUGUUCAUGCAAGCAUUGUGGACUAGCAGUUAUUCGUUGAUUGAUGAGUCAUUCCGGGAUGGCUUCGAAAGCCCUAAAUCUUUGCCCGCAUUGAGCUUAAUUUACAUGCAUAUGUUAUAUGUAGGUGGUAUGGAUGUGACAUUAGAUAAUAAAAUUUUUUCCUGGUGCGAAUCUAAUGUCAGUGGAACUUCUGUCUUAUCCAACAUGAUGAGCGAAAGGUUUAUCCUAACUUCGCCACCCGAGCGUAUGGAGGGAGAGAAUAUAGGAAUCCAACAGAUGAAAGUCAAUUAA